AUGAAGCGCUUCUUGCGGAGCAUCUCGCUCAGCAAGAAGAAGGAGAAGGCCCCUACAUGUGCCGAGGACACAGGCAGCAGGCAACUCCCCGGCAGCAGACCUUCCUUCCUGCUUGACGUGCAGGCGAGGCUGAGAGUACAAGCAGCGAACAAGCUCGCUUCCAAGACGAAGUUCUGCCUCUCCUUUGAGUUGGGGGAUGAGAAGUUGGAGACAAGUCGGAAGAAGCCAGCUCCUCUCGUGGAGUGGAGCGAGGCGAUCAGAUUUGAAGUUGGAGAAGACUUGCCUUCGAGACUUUCCUGUACUGUGACGAGAUGGGAAUCGAAGAGAUCGUUUCCUAUGGGGAGGUGGGAGGUGAGGAUAGAGGACGUCAGGCAGGUGUUGCUCUUCUCUGUUGAGGACCGCGUCUCUUGCGAGGGGAAGCAGGCUGUGCUGGACUUGUCAGACGGUGUGAAUCGCGGGACAUGCGAGAUUCAUGCAGCUUGUGAGGUUUGUUUAUCUCGUGAGGCGAAGGAGUUGAACCGGAUGAAGAGGAGAGCCUUCGGGCAGGUCGAGGCUGCGGUGAUGGCGAUGAGAGUGGGGAAGUCAAACUUUCUACGCUGUCGGGCUGCUGCCGCUAGCCUGCAGACGACAGCGCGGAGGAGGCUGCGUCAGGUAUCUGCCAUGAGACUAUCUUCCUCGCUUCAGAUGCUGGUCCAACGACAGCGAUAUGGAUCGCAGCUGGUUGGCUGUGAGGAGCUCAAGAGCAAGAUCAGACAGCUGGUGGUCUUCCUCCAUCGGCUGAGUGUCAUACACGAGGUUGCGAUCCUCCAGGCCCAAGUUAGGAGAAUGUGGUCUCAGCUCGAGCAUUUCUACGACAUGGAAUGCAUAAGGGUGGUUCAAGCGACGCUGAAGAGGCUGGUGAGGAGAAGAAGGUUUGUCAACAUCAUGAGGUCCCUUCAGAUCAUCUCCCCUCGCGUCAGACUCUACGUGCACAAGCUCACCAGCAGGAGAGAGGCCAGACCUCCAGCUCUCGUCUCCCCUGCGGCUCCAGCCAUCACGUCGCUCGGCUCCCCUCAGUGUGCGAGGAUUCUGCAGGCGCAUGUGAGGAGGAGGAUCGCGAUGUCGAGGAAGCUGAUCCCUCCCCUUGCAAGAAUGCUGGUCAGGUCCCCGCCCAAGAGCUUCGCCCCCUCUCCUCCUCGAGAGCAGCACAUCGAGAUGCACGGGGAGUGGAGGCGUCAGUCGAAGGAGCACAUGUACCAGCUGCAGCGAGAAUGUGCCAAGGUCAUCGUGGCGAAGAUACAAGCGAGGUUGACGAGGCGGGACUACGAGCGGGCCUGGAGAGACUUCGGCGCCUUGUGCUGGCGUCUCAAGGCGGUCGCCUACCGCCGCAAGCACGUGAAGAGGAUCAGCCAGCUGAUCUCGGGAGGGUUCUCGCGAAGUCUUGUAGAUCAGAAUCGCUUCUCAGCUCCGUCGCUCCAGCCUGAGCUGAGCAAGGGAGGGAGCUGGAGUUGUGGGCCAGAGGUCAGAGCGAUCCACAGCAUGGGGCAAGGGGAUCUCAGCAGCUCGAUUACACGUGGGGAUCUGCUGGACUCGGCAAGAGAGCUGCUGAAGGAGACGUCUCAGCUCCUGGACAGAGAAGAUACGGAGGAGGGAGAGAGGAAUGUCGGUGAGGGCGAAAGAGAUCGUAAAAAUGAGGAUGACAUGAGCAGGGAAACUCUUCCUAAUCCUUCAGAUUAUGCAGAUGACACCCGCGUCUACAAUGUCGAGUGCAAGCAGAAGAGACCGACAACAGUGACAGCAAGCAAGCAGGAGGAGUGGUGGCCGGACUAUGUGAACAUCGUUGAGAGAUGGAGGAAUUCCAACAACGGGAGCAGUGACGAGCAGGACGGGACCAUAGGAGUCUCUCUCCUCCAGACCAGGAAGAUCGGCAAGCGCGGCGCAAUCUCCUACGACUUCCCUCGGGUGCAGGAGAUCUUGCCAGGGGGAGCAGCCGACGUGGAUGGGAGGAUCCGCGUCGGCGACGAGGUCGUGGCGGUCGAUGGAACUUCGACGAGGAACUUGCAUAUCGAGGAGGUGGCGAGCAUGAUAGCAGGGAGGGCGGGGACAGAGAUUUGCCUGACCAUCCAGAGGCAGGAGGAGGAGGUAGACUUUCGCCUGUUGCGAUACAAAUACUUCCGCCUCAAGCAAGCAGGACGCUCAACGAUACCAGUGAGGGAAACACUCGUGGAUUCAGGCCGGUUGCUGGAUCGAAACCUGUGGCGACCCUGCUUGGAGCUGGAGGAGAAGAGAAGUUUACUGUCUGCGCAAGACAACAAACUCCUCGAUCAAACGCUGAGAAUCAUCCUUGAGGCUUCAGAAACGCCGGGCUGA
Guillardia theta CCMP2712 is the source of this 2349-nucleotide messenger RNA. RefSeq lists its product as hypothetical. The coding region runs from base 1 to 2349 and encodes 782 amino acids. Gene Ontology annotation, molecular function: protein binding. NCBI's taxonomy places the organism in Eukaryota, Cryptophyceae, Pyrenomonadales, Geminigeraceae. The transcript is spliced from 3 exons. The record is from RefSeq and is a predicted model, not a curated record.